Oryza sativa Japonica Group (Japanese rice) is the source of this 2349-nucleotide messenger RNA. The record is from RefSeq and is a predicted model, not a curated record. Lineage: Eukaryota; Viridiplantae; Streptophyta; Magnoliopsida; Poales; Poaceae.
CGCCGAUUGGGAUGGGCAGCCGUGCGCGAGUUCACGCGGGGCUCGCCGGCCGCCGCCGACCCAUGCACCGCCUCCGCCGGCCGAGUCGCGCUGUCGGGCCAGAAAUAGGAGAAAAAGAGGAGAGGAGAGAUGUGACAUUGACAUGUGGAUCCCUCACGCCGAGUCAGCUGGUUAGACCGGAUCAAAGCGCCACAUCAGCAAAUUAUUUAGGGGCGAGGGGGAGAUUUGGCCCCUAUUUAAGGGAGUGAAAGUGGACUUUUUUUUUUCCAUGCCCGCAACGUCCCGCCCAAAAAUUCCCCAACUCCCGCUCACUCCGUCGUUCCCCUUUGUUCCCCGCGUCGCCCUCGCGCCUCAACUAGGUUUCCGACGCCCUCCUCGCGCCGCCGGCCGCCGCCGCCUCGCCGUCAUCCGCCGCCAUGUCCCAGCCCGUCACGCCUCGCCGCACCACCCGCUCCUCCGCGUCCGCCUCCCCCUCGCCCGCACCCGCCUCGCCAACAUCUCCGCCCAAAUCCAGGCCCAAACCCUCGCCCAGACGCCAGCUCCUCGCCGCCGCCGCCGCACCCCCGAAGGAGGAUGGUUCCUCCGCCGACGCGCUCCUCGCCGAGCUCCCCGGCCGCCGCGCGCAGGCGAUGGAUAUCCUCCGGCUCCUCGCGCCGGCGCCGGCCCUCCCCUUGAUGCUCCACGGCGGCGCCGCCACCGGCAAGACGCGCGCCCUCCUCCUGGCGCUGCGGUACCUCCGCCCCAGCCAGCGCCUCGUCUACGCCGCACUCCGUUCCCUCCCUUCCCCUCGCGCCCUCUUCGCUUCUCUCCUCUCCCAGCUCAGCGCAACGCCAUUCUCCACUUCCUCUCGCCACCGCGUCCCCGACAAGCCCUCCGACUUCGUCGCCGCACUCCGCGACGCCCUCAAUGGUAUCGUCUCCCAGGGCGAGGUCGUAUACCUAGUGUUCGACAACUUGGAAGUUGUGAGGAGCUGGGAUAAGGGUGGUCAGCUUCUCCCUCUCCUUCUCCGCCUCCACGACCUCCUCCAAUUACCGCAGGUCGUGCUCGUGUAUGUGAGCAGUGCAACGCCUGAUGCGUACUACUCCAUGACUGGCUCUGUUGAACCAAAUUAUGUUUACUUUCCGGAUUACACAGUGGAUGAAGUUCGCGACAUUCUGAUGCAUGACCAUCCCAACCCAAAGCUCUACUCAUCCUUCCUGAGUGUGGCACUGAAGCCAUUAUUUCGCGUAACACGAAGAGUGGAUGAGCUUUCGGCGGUGCUGGAACCGCUUUUCAGGAGGUACUGUGAGCCACUGGGUGACUUGAAGGCAGUUCCUGAUGAAGGCAUGAAGAGGAGGUUGUUUGAACAUGUUCAGUCACAUCUUGCAGUUGCGUUGAAUGAGACAUUCAAUGUCCCCAUGAGAGCUUCCAUGGAUGAAAUCAAGGACGGUGGUUCUGCUGGGAAGGGCAGUGCUAAAAGGCAGUUUGCUGGUAAAGAUGGACUCUCCAGUGAACUGGAGUUCCAUAUGUCUGUGUCAGCCAAGUACCUUCUGCUGUCUGCUUUCUUGGCUUCAAGGAACCCUGCUACUCUUGAUGCAGCUUUGUUUGAUUCAACUGGAGGCUUAGAUAACCGCAAGCGCAAGAGAAAGAGCUCCCAGGCUUCAAUGCAUAUGAAGGAUACCAUAGUUGAAGAGAUGCUUAUGAAAGGGCCUGGUACAUUUCCUCUUGAGAGGCUCUUGGCUAUAUUUCAGUGCAUCACAUCCGUGUCAGAAGAUAUACUUGAUGAAAUUGAUUGCCCUGGCAAUAUGGCAAGUGAAAGUGGAACAACUGGUUUGAUGUCGGAUGUUCUACUACAGUUGUCAACAUUGUGCAAUUCUAAUUUCCUCUCGAAAAGCCGGAGCUGCCCAUUAGAGGGCUCAGCUAGGUACCGUUCAAACAUUGAUGAAGAUUUAGCUCUCAAGGUCGCCAGGAGUGUGAAUUUUCCCCUCUCAAAGUAUAUGUACAGAAGAUAGCCUUUCGAUAUUUACUAUAAGCAGCAAAAACUACUGGUGAUGGUUCUCCAGUUACCUUGAUUGUAGAGUAUUGAGGCAAGUGCUAGAUGUCCCCUUUUUCCUUUUAGUUUCUUCUGUUAUUUCUCCUUCAAAGAUUGAGUACUAUAGCCAAUUUUGAAUUUAAUGUUGACUGAGCAAGCUCCAGUUAACUGCCUUGGAAGUUUCAAUAUGUUGGCCAUGUGACUUAACCAUCAGUAAAUCAAGGUUUCAUACUGAAACAUUUGGCUAGAAUGUAAGCGUAUGUUCUUCAAAUCUAAAUGUAAUGGCAACUAUCGUUGUUGUGUAAUUCAAUAGUUAUGAGCUAUGACUUGAUAAACCA